Messenger RNA from Anthostomella pinea, 273 nucleotides. Lineage: Eukaryota; Fungi; Ascomycota; Sordariomycetes; Xylariales; Xylariaceae. The record is from the annotation of a GenBank genome assembly.
AUGGCAGAGCUCACCGCGGACCCGGCUCCGCUAAGCCCCGAGCAGCGCGUGGAACAAGCCGCUCGCGCCUUCGAGCAGAAACAACAGCGCAUCAGUACCUACCCAAUAGCUCAAAGCACAACCAGGAAGCUAAAGCGCACCUCGUGGAUCGCCCUCGCCAGCAAGCAUCAUAUCGUGGCGCCUCGCGACGUGCGCUUUAGAGACAUUGGCAAACGUGACCGCGGCAAGCGCCUGCUCACACCCGCAGCCCGAAAGGAGCGCCAGGCGUCCUAG